Molecule: messenger RNA, 5229 nt
Organism: Aspergillus ruber CBS 135680
Lineage: Eukaryota; Fungi; Ascomycota; Eurotiomycetes; Eurotiales; Aspergillaceae
Product: DNA-directed RNA polymerase II core subunit RPO21
Exons: 4
Coding region: 1-5229 (1742 amino acids)
Biological process (GO): transcription by RNA polymerase II
Cellular component (GO): RNA polymerase II, core complex
Molecular function (GO): DNA binding
Source: RefSeq, a predicted model, not a curated record
AUGUCGAACGUUUACUUCCCAUACUCCAAGGCGCCACUGCGCACUAUAAAGGAAAUUCAGUUUGGUCUCUUCUCGCCUGAGGAGAUCAAACGGAUGAGUGUGGUCCAUGUCGAAUACCCGGAGACAAUGGAUGAGCAGCGGCAGCGACCGCGAGCAAAGGGGUUGAAUGAUCCUCGUUUGGGUACGAUCGAUCGUCAGUGGAAUUGCGAGACUUGCGAAGAAGGUCAAAAGGAAUGCCCGGGGCAUUUCGGUCACAUCGAACUCGCAACACCGGUUUAUCAUAUUGGUUUCUUGACCAAGAUCAAGAAACUGUUGGAAACUGUCUGCCACAACUGUGGAAAGAUCAAAGCCAAAACGGAUGACUCUAGAUUUCUCCAAGCCUUGCGAACGAGAGACCCGAAGAGGCGUUUCGAUCAGAUCUGGCGACUUUCCAAGGACGUGUUGGUCUGUGAAGCCGAUCCUCCCGAGGAUGAGGAGGACCCAUUUUCGAAAGAGGGCAAGGAAAAGGGCAGUGGUCAUGGUGGUUGCGGUAAUGCUCAACCUACGAUUCGCAAGGAAGGGAUAUCGUUGGUCGGAACAUGGAAGCCCAGCAAGAGCAUGAUGGAGGAGGACGAUAUGCCACAGCCCGAGAAGAAGACCAUCACUCCGCAGAUUGCUCUCAACGUCUUCCGCAAUAUCUCCUAUGACUCUGUUCGCAUCAUGGGUCUGAGCAACGACUAUGCUCGUCCCGAAUGGAUGGUCCUUACCGUCUUGCCAGUUCCGCCCCCUCCAGUUCGCCCAAGUGUUCUUGUUGGUGGUAGCACCAGUGGCCAGCGUGGUGAGGAUGAUUUAACCUACAAGUUGGCUGAAAUUGUCCGAGCGAACCAGAACGUUCAACGUUGUGAGCAGGAAGGUGCUCCUGAGCACGUAGUGCGCGAGUUCGAGUCUUUGUUGCAAUACCAUGUUGCUACCUACAUGGACAACGACAUUGCUGGUCAACCUAAGGCCAUGCAAAAAUCGAACCGACCUGUUAAGGCUCUUCGCUCUCGGUUGAAGGGUAAAGAAGGUCGUCUGCGGCAAAACUUAAUGGGCAAACGUGUGGAUUUUUCCGCUCGUACUGUCAUCACGGGUGAUCCCAAUCUGUCGCUUGAUGAAGUCGGUGUGCCUAAGAGUAUUGCCAGGACUUUGACUUAUCCUGAAGUUGUUACGCCGUACAAUAUCGAGAAGUUGCAACAUCUCGUUUCAAACGGCCCCAAUGAGCACCCUGGUGCUCGUUAUAUAGUCAGAGACAAUGGUGAACGUAUCGACCUUCGCCAUGCGAGAAGGGCCGGCGGUCAGCAGCUUCUUUAUGGAUGGAAAGUGGAACGCCAUGUCAUGGAUGGCGAUGUCAUUCUGUUUAACCGACAGCCGUCUCUUCACAAGGAGUCUAUGAUGGGUCACCGUGUACGAGUGAUGCCGUAUUCGACUUUCCGAAUGAACUUGUCUGUUACGAGUCCUUACAACGCUGAUUUCGACGGUGACGAAAUGAACUUGCACGUGCCGCAGAGCGAGGAGUCCCGCGCAGAACUCAGCGAGCUUGCGUUGGUUCCCCAUAACAUUGUAUCGCCUCAGCGUAAUGGUCCCCUCAUGGGUAUCGUCCAAGACACACUCUGUGGUAUCUACAAGGUUUGUCGGCGGGACACCUUCUUGACCAAAGAGCAGGUUAUGAACAUUAUGCUUUGGGUUCCUGACUGGGACGGAGUCAUCCCACCACCGGCUAUUAUAAAGCCUAGACCCAGAUGGACAGGGAAACAGAUGAUCAGUAUGGCGCUUCCCUCUGGGUUGAACCUUCUUCGUGUGGACAAGGACAACUCUGCGCUCGCGGAGAAGUUUUCUCCAUUAGCCGACGGCGGUCUUCUUAUUCACGGAGGCCAGCUCAUGUAUGGAUUGCUCUCCAAGAAGACUGUCGGUGCUAGCGGUGGUGGUGUUAUACACACCAUCUUCAAUGAAUAUGGUACAGACGCUACAGUGGGCUUCUUCAACGGCGCUCAAGCCAUCGUCAAUUAUUGGUUGCUGCACAACGGUUUCAGUAUUGGUAUCGGUGACACGAUCCCAGACGCGCUUACAAUUCAGAGAAUUGAAAACUGUGUCCGCAAUCGAAAGAAAGAGGUUGAAGAAAUCACUGCCACUGCCACGGAGAACCAGCUUGAGCCACUGCCCGGUAUGAACGUGCGAGAAACCUUUGAAAGUAAGGUCUCGCGCGCUCUUAACAAUGCUCGUGAUGAAGCCGGUAGCGAGACCGAAAAGAGUUUAAAGGACCUCAACCACGCCAUUCAGAUGGCUCGCUCUGGAUCUAAGGGCUCGACUAUCAACAUUUCUCAGAUGACUGCUGUCGUGGGACAACAAUCCGUGGAAGGAAAGCGUAUUCCCUUCGGUUUCAAAUACCGAACAUUACCGCACUUCACCAAGGACGACUAUUCGCCAGAGUCCCGUGGCUUUGUUGAGAACUCGUACUUGCGUGGCUUGACUCCAACCGAAUUCUUCUUCCAUGCCAUGGCUGGUCGUGAGGGUCUUAUCGAUACCGCUGUCAAAACUGCUGAAACUGGUUACAUCCAGCGUAAGCUGGUUAAGGCAUUGGAAGAGGUUACCGUCAAGUAUGAUGGCACUGUCCGCAACUCUUUGGGCGAUAUUAUUCAAUUUAUCUACGGUGAAGAUGGUCUCGAUGGUGCUCACAUUGAGAACCAGCGUGUCGACAUCAUUAGGUGCUCCGAUGACAAGUUUAGAGACCGUUUCCGUGUUGAUCUCAUGGACCCAGAACGGAGUCUUGGACCUGACGUCUUGGAGCAGGCCAACGAAAUCGCAGGUGAUAUGGAAGUCCAGCGGUACCUUGACGAGGAAUGGGAAGCGCUUCUCAAAGACCGUGCAUUCCUCCGUACCGUUGCAAAAGAAGACGAAGAAAUGAUGCAGCUUCCGAUCAAUGUGCAAAGAAUCCUUGAAAUGGCAAGAAACACAUUUAGAAUUCGCGACGGAACCAUCAGUGACCUGCAUCCUGCAGAGGUUGUUCCUCAGGUCCAGUCGCUGCUUGAUCGCCUUCUGGUUGUUCGUGGCGAUGACCCUAUUUCCCACGAGGCCCAGGAGAACGCCACUUUGUUGUUCAAGGCGCAGCUCCGUAGUCGACUGGCGUUCCGGAGACUUGUCACCGAAUAUUCAAUGAACAAGCUCGCAUUCCAACACGUGAUUGGUGCUAUCGAAAGCCGUUUCGCAAGGGCCGCUGCCAGUCCUGGUGAGAUGGUCGGUGUCCUCUCUGCGCAGUCCAUUGGUGAGCCUGCUACGCAGAUGACAUUGAACACUUUCCACUUUGCUGGUGUUUCAGCCAAGAACGUUACUCUCGGUGUACCUCGUAUCAAAGAAAUUCUUAACGUCGCCACGAAUAUCAAGACUCCGUCGAUGACUGUGUACCAGGAGCCUACAAAGUCACACGACAAAGAGGGUGCCAAGCAACUGCGUAGUGCUGUAGAGCACACCAGUCUGAGAUCGGUUACCGAAGCUACCGAAAUCUACUACGAUCCCGACAUCCAGACCACGGUGAUUGAGAACGACAGGGAUAUGGUAGAGUCCUACUUCAUUAUCCCAGAAGAUGUCACGGAUGACUCUUCUCGGCAAUCAAAAUGGUUGUUACGUAUCAUCCUUAGUCGACCUUCGCUUCUUGACAAGGGUCUUACAGUGCAGGACGUUGCGUCGAGAAUCAAGCAAGCUUACCCUAAGGAUAUCGCAGUUCUCUUCAGUGACAACAACGCUGAUGAGCAGGUUAUCCGUAUCCGUCAAAUUCAGGAUAGCAAAGAAGAUGAAGAGGAUGAUGACAUUGAGUACGAUGUUACACUCAAGAAAUUGGAGCAGCAUCUCUUGGAUACUCUUACUCUUCGUGGUGUCCCGGGCGUUGACCGAGCAUUCAUCAACGAGAAGAACAACGUCCGAGUGCUCGAAGAUGGCUCCCUCUUCACAAGCAGGACAGACCCACUCUGUAAACAAUGGGUUCUCGAAACCAGCGGUUCUUCUUUGGGCGCAGUUCUGGCGAUUCCUGGAGUCGACGCUUCGCGUACCUAUUCGAACCAAUUCAUCGAAGUCUUCGAAGUCUUUGGUAUCGAAGCUGCACGUUCAGCGGUCCUCCGUGAAUUGACACAGGUGUUGGCCUUCGACGGUUCGUAUGUCAACCACCGUCACCUGGCGUUGCUGGUCGAUGUUAUGACCGUUCGUGGAUACUUGACCCCGGUUACUCGUCACGGUAUCAACCGUGCGGACAAUGGUGCGCUUAUGCGUUGCUCUUUCGAAGAGACGGUUGAAAUUCUCCUGGAGGCGGCCGCCUUUGGAGAGCUUGACGAUUGCCGCGGUGUUUCCGAGAACCUAAUUCUUGGCCAGAUGGCACCAGCCGGUACGGGAGAGUUCGACGUUUACCUGGAUCAGAACUUGCUAAAUACUGUUGUCUCGAACAACGCACGGUAUGGUGUUAUGGGAUCAAUCGGUGCCAAGGAUGCUAUCAUCUCUGAUGGUGCUGCGACCCAAUACGACACUGGUUCUCCCAUGCAGGAGAGUGCGUACAUCGGCACUCCCGACCCCGAAUCGAACUUCUCCCCGAUUCGCCAGGCCGGCGCCGAGACUCCUGGUGGCUUUACAGACUACCAGCCAUCUGCUGGGUUCGGUGGGUUCAGCCCAGCGGCGACGAGUCCGGCUGGAUACUCCCCCACAAGCCCAUUCAACACAAGUCCAACGUCUCCUGGCUAUUCUCCGACAUCGAGUUACUCUCCUACGUCGCCUGGCAUGUCUAUCACUAGUCCUCGUUUCAUGACAUCGCCUGGUUUCUCUCCUGCUAGUCCAUCGUUCGCCCCUACGUCGCCUGCUUACUCGCCUACGUCGCCAGCAUAUGGACAAGCGUCUCCGACGUCUCCGUCCUACUCUCCGACGUCGCCUGGGUUUUCUCCCACCUCGCCCAACUACAGCCCGACAUCGCCAAGCUUUAGUCCGGCUUCUCCUGCCUUCAGCCCUACGUCACCUAGCUACAGUCCGACUAGUCCUGCUAUUGGUGGUGCAGCCCGACACUUGUCUCCCACUUCACCUACCUCUCCCAAGUAUACGCCCACAUCUCCAGGCUGGUCACCUACCAGUCCUCAGCAGUAUUCACCAACUUCGCCAAACUUUGCUGGCUCACCUACGUCUCCUGGCGGGCCGACGUCCCCCAGUUACAGCCCUACUUCACCAGCAUACAGCCCUACGUAA